This is a messenger RNA of Ipomoea nil (Japanese morning glory), 1002 nucleotides long. Its product is annotated as E3 ubiquitin-protein ligase RMA1H1-like. The transcript has 2 exons. NCBI's taxonomy places the organism in Eukaryota, Viridiplantae, Streptophyta, Magnoliopsida, Solanales, Convolvulaceae. Gene Ontology annotation, molecular function: ubiquitin-like protein conjugating enzyme binding; ubiquitin protein ligase activity. Gene Ontology annotation, biological process: ubiquitin-dependent protein catabolic process. The record is from RefSeq and is a predicted model, not a curated record. Gene Ontology annotation, cellular component: endoplasmic reticulum. Bases 207 to 911 code for a protein of 234 amino acids.
UCAACCCGCUUCUUUCGUCAAUUAUCCUUUCAUCUCUUUCUUUAACUAUCUUCCCGGCCCGGCCUCUUCUGCUUUCAUUUCUCACCUCUGCUCAUAAUAACGCUUCAAUUCCGAUCCUGUGCAAUCCAAACGCCAACUUUACUCUACAAACAUAUAUCUUGAUAUUGCAGGCAAACCAAUUCAAGAUUAUUACUACGUUUAGAUCGAUGGAGCAGCAAGAAAUUGGUGAACAUGGUAUUUGUUUGGAGAAGUGGAAAUCCCUAUCAUCAUCUGCAAUGGAAAACAAUCCUAUUACUGAAGGUUUUGACUGUAACAUUUGCCUAGAUACAGUUCAGGAUCCGGUGGUUACAUUCUGCGGUCAUCUCUAUUGUUGGCCUUGCAUUUACAAAUGGAUUCAUUCCCAACACUCCCAGGAGGAUAAUAAACACCCACAGUGCCCUGUCUGCAAGGCUGAGGUUUCGGAGAAAACCUUGAUUCCGCUCUAUGGUCGUGGCCUAGCACCCAAACCAUCAGAUUGCAAGGCGGCAACCAUACCUCAGAGGCCUCAAAGCCCAAGAUGUGGUGGUCCUGUUUUGUUACCAACCCCAACCACCACUGCUCGCCAUCAUAGUCGUCAUCCGGACAGCUAUAUUGGACCGCCCAUGCUGAACCAGCUUGGUGUUGGAGGCACGACAGUGAAUGCAUUGAGUGAUCCAAUAAUGAGCAGGGGGAUGUUUGGUGAAAUGGUUUACACCAGGAUGUUUGGGAACUCGGGGACAACCUUGUACUCAUAUCCAAACUCCUAUAAUGUAUCAGGUUAUGGUAGCAGUAAUUUAAGGAUGAGAAGGCAAAUGAUGAACGCUGAUAGAUCACUCAGCAGAAUAUGUUUUUUCCUCUGCUGUUGCUUAGUAUUGUGUCUUCUCUUGUUCUGAUCUGCUGCUCCCGUCAUUUGUAAAUUAUCUGUAUACCCUCAACCUGAGAUAGAUCAAUGUAACAUAUGUGAGUCCUUGCAUCUUGGUUCAA